Molecule: messenger RNA, 5149 nt
Organism: Oncorhynchus kisutch (coho salmon)
Lineage: Eukaryota; Metazoa; Chordata; Actinopteri; Salmoniformes; Salmonidae
Product: dipeptidyl aminopeptidase-like protein 6
Exons: 26
Coding region: 345-2744 (799 amino acids)
Biological process (GO): proteolysis; regulation of potassium ion transmembrane transport
Cellular component (GO): plasma membrane; voltage-gated potassium channel complex
Molecular function (GO): serine-type peptidase activity; potassium channel regulator activity
Source: RefSeq, a predicted model, not a curated record
CCCGUUGGUGGUUGCCAGGCAUUUAUCGAAGUGGCGCGGUCGGUAUCAAUUGCAGUAGCUGUCUUUGCCUCAGCUCUUAUCUCUACCUCUCUCCCUCCCACUUUCUUCCAUGCACAAGGUUACAAUUGAGUAUCAUCUGCGUUGUCUCAGAUUAAGACUCGUUUUGCCGGGAUUUUUCCCCCAACUCCUUAUUGCUUUACAUCAAGCUCUCUCUCAACUUUAAACAUCACGACUGAAAUUGAAUGUAUUUUUCUCGGUGGUACUUUGCCGGCUCCGGUCACCUCUCAAAGUCACCUGUGAUUGUGUUGUGGUGUAGCAGCUGGUUGAUCUGACUGUAGGGCAUCAUGACUACUGUGAAGGAGACAAACGCACCGAAAACGUCUCUACAGCAAGAGCAGGAGCUGGUUGGGAGUAACCCUCCUCAGAGGAACUGGAAGGGUAUUGCGAUAGCCCUGCUUGUCAUUCUGGUCAUCUGCUCCCUGAUCGUCACCUCGGUCAUCCUGCUGACACCAGGCGAGGAUGACAGCUUGGCCCUCAAGGGGAAACUGACCGUGGGGGACAUCUUCAGGAAGGACUUCAAGGUUCACGACCCUGAGGCCAAGUGGAUCAACAGUAAUGAGCUACUGUAUCGCACACAUGAGGGGGAUGUUGUCAGGCUCAACAUGGAGACGUAUGAGAGGACGGUACUGGUGCACAACAAAAAGUUUGAAAUGUACAAAGCCAGCAAGUAUGAAGUGUCUCCUGACAUGAAGCAUGUGCUGCUCGCCUACAACGUGGCACCGGUGUACCAGCACUCGUUCACUGCCUUCUACAUCAUCUGCAGCCUGGAGACUCCGGAGACAUGGAACCUGAACCCUCCAGAGGUACGGAACGCCCAACUGCAGUACGCAGGCUGGGGACCCAGGGGCCAGCAGCUGAUUUUUAUUUUUGAGAACAACAUCUACUACCGUUCGACGGUGGAGAGCCGAUCGAUCCGCCUGGUUUCCACCGGCAAGGAGGGGGUCAUCUUCAAUGGGCUCAGCGAUUGGCUGUACGAAGAGGAGAUCUUCCAGACCCAUAUUGCCCACUGGUGGUCUCCGGAUGGUGCCCGGCUGGCAUAUGCCACCAUCAAUGACACUAUGGUGCCCAGGAUGGAGAUCCCUAUGUUCACAGGAACUACUUACCCUACCGGGAGGGAGUAUCACUACCCUAAGGCUGGGGAGGAAAAUCCAGUCAUCUCUUUGUAUGUGGUCAACCUGAACGGGCCCCUGCACACCAUCGAGAUGAGGAGACCUGAAGACCCGAGGAUGGGAGAGUACUAUGUCACCAUGGUGAAAUGGGCGACUACCACCAAACUGGCAGUGAAUUGGUUAAACAGAGCCCAGAACAUAUCCAUGCUGACGUUGUGUCAAGCCACCACCGGCGUCUGCACCAAGAAACAUGAGGACGAAAGUGAAAGUUGGCUACACAGACAGAAUGAGGAGCCGCUGUUCUCCAAAGACGGUCUGAAGUUGUUCUUCACCAGAGCCAUCCCACAGGGAGGCAGGGGCAAGUUCUUCCACAUCUCCAUGUCCAUCACACAGCCCAACACCAGCACAGACACGCUGCAGUCCAUCACGUCUGGAGACUGGGACGUCACCCAGGUCCUGGCCUACAACGAGAACAUCCAGCUAAUAUACUUCUUGAGCACAGAGGACGAUCCGAAACGCAGGCACCUCUACAGUGCGGACACAGUGGGCCCUUUCAACAGACGCUGUCUCUCCUGUGACUUCUACGAAGGUUGUGGCUACGUCACAGGCUCCUUCAGCCACAGCAUGAGCCUCUUCCUGCUUAGCUGCAAAGGCCCUGAUGUCCCGUUUGUAGCAGUGUACAGCACACAGGACAGACAGAAGGUGUUUGACCUGGAGACCAAUGAGAAUCUGAGGAUGAGGCUGGACUCCAUGCAGAUGCCCCGCGUGGAAUACAAGGAGAUCAACAUUGAGGAUUACACACUAACGAUGCAGAUCCUCAAACCUGCCAGCUUUGUGGACUCAUCGCACUAUCCUCUGCUCCUCCUUGUCGAUGGCACCCCCGGUGGCCAGAUGGUGUCAGAGCAAUUCCACAUAGACUGGGCCACGGUGCUGGUGAGCAGCUUCGGGGCAAUGGUGGUUCGCUUUGACGGGCGGGGCAGUGGCUUCCAGGGGACCAACCUGCUGCACCGCGUCCAGAGGAAGCUGGGCGUGUUUGAGGAGAAGGACCAGCUGGAGGCCCUCAGUAUUAUAUCUAAAGAGCCAUAUGUUGACAAGACCAGGAUUGGAGUUUAUGGCAAGGUGUAUGGAGGCUACGUGACCAGCCUGUUACUCAGCGCCGAGGAUUCCCUGGUGAAAUGUGGUGCGGCUCUCUCACCCAUCACGGACUUUGACCUAUAUGCAUCAGCGUUUUCAGAGAGAUACCUGGGACAGCCCAAGCCUGACCCAAGAGCAUAUACGAUGGCCAAUCUAGCACACAGGGCAUCUCAGUUCUUGGACAAGAAGUUUCUGAUUGUUCACCCAACAGCAGAUGAAAAAGUGCAUUUCCAGCACACAGCGAAAUUCAUCGCCCAGCUGAUCAAUGAAAACGCCAACUACACUCUGCAGAUCUACCCAGACGAGGGCCACUUCAUCCACACCGAGGCCACGCGGCAGCACCUCAGCCAGUCACUGGUCAACUUCUUCGAGGAGUGUUUCCGGCUACCGGACAACGUGUUCGAGGAGAUACUGGAGGAGGAGAUCGAAGAAGAGGGUUAGCCUGGGCAAAACCAAUCCCCCCAAACCAGAGCUCCAGUCCGCGCCCAAGCACAAUGCCAGCCCCCAUACCUGGUUUCCACAAUCCACAUGAUAUGCAAGCUCCUCUUGGUUUAAACUUUCUUUGGCCCUUUUUUUGUUUUGUUUUCACCUUAUGUGAUUCUCCUGCAUUUCAGCAUGAUCAUCCCUGAGACUGCCACAUUGCAGAUCAUCCCUGAGACUGCCGCGUUGCAGAUCAUCCCUGAGACUGCCGUGUUGCAGAUCAUCCCUGGGACUGCCGCGUUGCAGAGCAUCCCAGAGACUGCCGCGUUGCAGAGCAUCCCAGAGACUGCCGCGUUGCAGAGCAUCCCAGAGACUGCCGCGUUGCAGAGCAUCCCAGAGACUGCCGCGUUGCAGAUCAUCCCUGAGACUGCCGCAUUGCAGAUCAUCCCUGAGACUGCUGCGUUGCAGAUCAACCCUGAGACUUGUGUUGCAUAACAUUCCUGAGACUGCCGUGUUGCAGAUGCUUGCUUAUCUCCUCAUCCCGUUUUUGUCCUCCUACUCCUCCUCUUCUUCACCUUUUGAGUCACCACGACUCCACCAGAGACCAUCUGCAGCCAUUUUGUUGACAUCGACACAAUGAAUACAACUUUAUGAUGGAGGGAUCAUUAGCUGACGUCAUAUCUGGAACAGCGGUCAGGAAUAGGCGUGCUCCUCGGAUUCCAAAUGACUGGUGAGAGGGAGGGAACAUCAAACUCCACACCCAAACUUUACCAGUCAGUGAGGAGAGGAAAGACUUAUAGCACAAACUUUGGGGUCAAAGUUACAGGUGCCACAUGGGAUUUUAUGGGUCAAACUGGUUCCAGCCCAGUGUCUGUGGGUCGAGGGUAGGGUGUCUGCUCCUAUUUUUAAAAUCGUGAAAAAACAUUUUCAUGUUGAACUGUGCUUGUGUAUGUUAUUCCUCUGUAAAGUAGCACAUGAAAAACAUUCCCUUCUUUGGGUAUUGAUACUUGAUACUCAGUGUUCAAGUUUGUCCUGAUCUUGGAAUCUUCUUGUAGCCGCAAGUACGUAUUUAAAUGGUGUAGACUCCAUGUCAUGAAAAGAAGAGAAGGAUGUGAACAGAAUCACCGGUUUGUUUUGUUACAAAAUGUUCUCCUCAUUCUUUGCUUAUUGUAUAAUACUCCCACCAGUCCUUUGGAAAUGUAAGCAUAUAUAUUAUAUUUUAGUCACUGUGCCUUACUUUGGGAGUGAGCAGUCCUUUUUAUGGACUCCUUUUGUGAAAACUAAAUACAACAUGGCUCAUUGUAAAUAAAUGUUCUGCUGAUCAUGGCACUAACUACUGUUGGUUAAACCUUCACUCUAAUCUGUGAACACUUUGUAAUGUAGUCAUAGAGUAGGUAUGGCAUUAUAUCAACAGUCAAGUAAGAAAUGGUCUUCUUCAGUUCCAAAUAUACCCAAUUGCCAAAAUAGAUGUUAACAGUAGCUGCAUGUAUCUGCACAUUAUUUUACAGAUGUUCAAAUGGUAAUGAAAUGGUUUGUCAAGCUAACGACCACAUAAAAUGAUGUUUUAGUAAAUGGCUAUUGAAGUGCCAUUACAACCGCUCUCAGUAUUAAGUCAAUUGGUGGGUUUGAGGUGCCACUGUAGAAUUGGUGUUGUUUUAUGGCAAAAAGUAAUACAUUUGUCUAUAAGGUAAUUAAUAGCUUAGAAUCAUUAUCUCAAUCUUCACAGGAUGAAAUACAAAGGAUUAUUUUUUAUUUUUUUUAGGUUGGACUGCUAUCUAAAAACGUUAAUUCUUGAGGCACAAGUCUGCAUUUUAUCUGAAUGAUCAUUCUGUUACUUUGUCAAUGCAUGUUAUCAAGUUAUUUGCAACUCAAUGCGAUCUGUGAUAGCUGUUUCAAAAUAGUAUUUUUUACAUCUUGAAUGUUCCGUACUGGGUUGAAUUACAUUUACAGUAGUAUCAUGAUUGAGAUCCCAGUCUCUUCAGCUUGAUGUGUAAAUGUUACUCAAAUAUCAUUUGUCUUUUAAUAGCUGAGUGUUAUUUGUGCAUAAAUGCAUUUUGAAAGUUACAUUUGAAUAUACAUUUUCCCCCCUUCUGUUUCAGUCCUUGGGUUGAGUUUAAAGUGGACUUUGCGAUGGUGACAUUUCUGACACUGCGAUUGAACGUGAAGAUGGACUUUUGUCAAGUAAUCCAAAAUAGUACAAGAGACAGCGUGGCAGUAUGUGGCAUGGGGGUAAAUGUUAGAAUAAAACGUAUUUUAUCAUUGUACUCUGUAGUUUAUCUAUUUUGGUUGUUAUUGCAAAAUUGUGAAUGUUCUCUACUUAAUUUAUCCACUUUAUUGUAAAAGACAAAAAAAAAUGCAUCCUCAAGCGUUUACUCAAAUCAACCAAAUGUCUUGUUGUAUAAUAAAACAAUAAGAUGAGAAAUCAA